AUGGCCUUACUAAUUUGUCUCGCGGCGUGCUUCGCGUGGCCGAAUACCAGCACAACGACUUAGCAUCAUCACUGGCUUGGGACCAGUGUAGUCUGCUGUAGUCAAGACAGCAGCCAGGGCGAGUAUUUAUCCCCCCCUUAGCAGUCCAGUCAGGCCCUGGACCCAUGUCUUGUUUGUUUGUGCUCAGUGGCUUUUCGACGAUCUUUUACCUGUUGUUGAUUGCGUGAGUCGAAUAGUGGAGAGGGAAUGGUGGUGGCCUAGGGGAUUGGAAGGAAGGAAGGAAGACAGAGCGGCGGGAUCGUGACCAUGGGCAGUGUAAUUGUGCGAUUGGAGAAACGUGGAAGGGUGGUCAGUCGGUUUUUGGUUUAGCUUUGGUGAGGUUUUAGACGUAGUGGUGGUUGAGAGUAGGGGGGUGCAGCUGGAAAAAAGCCUCACAAUGUUGGCGUGAGUUGAGGAUUGAGAAAGAGGCGAUGGGGGUAAAGUGCAGUUACUACUUUUCGUCAGUUUGUCGAGGACUGCAGAGGGAGACAGAUUGCUGGUGAAUGUUGUCCCGAAAAGUUGCAGACUUGGUAUGGUGGAUGCAGAGGGUACCGAGUGCACGAUUAGGUACAUCAAUUUGGGGGCAUAAUUCUAUUCCUUCGUCGCAGUCUGGCCAAGCUCAAUUUUGAGCUGAAAUUUGGCUGUGAUCGAAAUUUGAAAUUUAUUUUGUAUUUAAAAAUUUUGUAGUCUUUCGGAGUGUAGCUGGUGGCAGGAAUCUGGAGUUAGUGAGAGUCGUUUCAUCGAUUUAGCGCAUUGAGCAAAGCGAUGCGUAUGAUUCAGCGGAAUUCUUCAGAAAUGAGAGCAUUGAAGCUUCGGUGAUGGCGAGGGCUGUACGCUAGUGCAUACAGGGGCUGCUUCCACCCUGUGAAAGUGUUUGUCUACAUCAAAGUCCUGGGAGCUAGUAGCCCCUGAAACUUGUUCGUCUAUGUGUGAUUGAAUUAGUGUAAUCCGCUCCUCUAGAUCCAUUCACGAUGACGUCCACUAAGUUAUCCUACUCGUUGGGAACCACCGUGAAGUCGAAGCACAGCGUGCGAGUGCAACAAACCACCGCAGAUGCUAAGCUUCAAGCUGUGUACGAGGAGUCGAAUGACUCCGGAGACGCGUUUAAUUACUCGAAAUCAGUCGGUCAAGCUGCCAAAGCAACCGUGCAGCAGGUUCCCGCACAAGCUGUGUCAUCAUAUCUUCAGCGCAUGCAGAGAGGGGGUCUCACCCAAACCUUCGGAUGCAUGCUCGCCGUCGAGGAGAGUACCUUCAGGGUUAUUGCAUACAGUGAGAAUGCUCCCGAAAUGCUCGAUUUAGUGCCACACGCUGUACCGAGCGUUGGACAACAGGAUGUACUCGGAAUUGGAGCUGAUGCAAGAUCGUUGUUCACUCCCUCGAGCGCAUCCGCGUUAGAAAGAGCCGCAUCAACAUCCGAUUUGAGCAUGGUAAACCCCAUCUCUGUUCACUCUCGAAGCUCAGGGAAGCCAUUUUACGCUAUUGUGCACCGCAUUGAUGUGGGGGUAGUAAUAGACUUUGAGCCUGUUCGACCGAACGAUGUCAUUAUCUCCACAGCUGGGGCUCUCCAUUCCCACAAAUUGGCAGCUAAAGCAGUUGCGCGGCUACAAUCCCUUCCCGGAGGCGACAUUGGGCUACUGUGUGAUGCAGUUGUGGAAGAGGUCCGUGAGCUCACAGGCUACGACCGAGUGAUGGCGUACAAAUUUCACGAUGACGAGCAUGGGGAGGUCCUCGCCGAGAUUCGGAGAUCAGAUUUGGAAUCCUACCUAGGCUUGCAUUAUCCCUCCACAGAUAUACCGCAAGCAUCGAGGUUUCUGUUCAUGAAAAACAGGGUGCGGAUGAUUGCGGAUUGCUGCGCGCCUCCUGUGAAGGUAAUUCAAGACAAGGACUUGCGUCAGCCAAUCACUCUUGCGGGAUCCACUUUGCGAGCGCCUCACGGCUGCCAUGCUCAGUACAUGGGCAAUAUGGGUUCAGUCGCUUCAAUUACUCUGGCUGUCAUCGUAAAUGACCAAGAAGAGGACUUCGGAGUGCAGCAGAAAGGCCGUCGACUGUGGGGGCUGGUUGUCUGUCAUCACACGUCCGCUCGGACAAUCUCCUUCCCUCUCCGAUCGGCGUGUGAGUUCUUGAUGCAGGUGUUCGGAUUGCAACUUAAUAUGGAAGUAGAGCUUCAAGCUCAGGUGAAAGAGAAGCACAUAUUACGAACGCAGACAUUGCUAUGUGACAUGCUCUUGCGUGAUGCUCCUAUCGGCAUUGUGUCGCAAUCUCCCAACAUUAUGGAUCUAGUCAAGUGCGACGGAGCAGCUCUCUAUUACGGGAAACGUUUCUGGCUCCUGGGGACCACACCAACUGAGCAGCAAAUCACCGAGAUUGCAGACUGGCUGUUGGAGUAUCACAAGGAUUCUACAGGAUUGAGUACAGAUAGCCUGGCAGAUGCAGGCUACCCUGGCGCAAACCUGCUUGGUGACGCCGUAUGUGGUAUGGCUGCUGCAAGAAUCACUCCCAAGGAUUUUCUGUUUUGGUUCAGAUCUCAUACUGCUAAAGAGAUUAAGUGGGGUGGCGCAAAGCACGACGCGGAUGAGAAGGACGAUGGUCGGAAGAUGGCUCCCCGAUCUUCGUUCAACGCUUUCUUAGAAGUCGUAAAGAGGCGUAGUGUUCCUUGGGAAGACAUUGAAAUGGAUGCGAUCCACUCUCUGCAGCUCAUAUUGAGGGGGUCUUUCCAAGACAUUGACGAUAGCGAUGGGAAAACGAUGAUUCAUGCGCGGCUUCACGAUUUGAAGCUCCAGGGUAUGGACGAGCUUAGCACCGUUGCUAAUGAAAUGGUCAGGUUGAUAGAGACUGCAACUGUGCCCAUUCUUGCGGUGGACUCAAGUGGGUUCAUCAAUGGAUGGAAUGCGAAAGUAGCAGAACUGACAGGACUCCCAGUUGGAGAUGCCAUGGGCCGCUCCUUGGUAAAGGAUUUGAUCUUGGAAGAGUCCGUGGAGGCUGUCGAGCGGCUGCUGUACCUAGCGCUUCAAGGUGAAGAAGAGCAAAAUGUUGAGGUUCGUUUGAAGACAUUUGGGCAGCAAAAGUCCAAAGGCGUAUUGAUAUUAAUAGUCAAUGCCUGUUCAAGUCGGGAUGUGCAAGAGAAUGUGGUUGGCGUAUGUUUCGUGGGCCAGGACGUGACAGGGCAAAAGAUGGUGCAUGAUAAGUUUACACGCAUUCAUGGUGACUACAAAAGCAUUGUGCAGAACCCAAACCCUUUGAUCCCACCCAUCUUUGGAGGCGAUGAACUAGGAUACUGCACCGAAUGGAGCCCUUCAAUGGAGAAGUUGACAGGGUGGAAGAGGGAGGAGGUUCUCGGGAAAAUGCUAGUUGGAGAAGUCUUUGGUGUACAACUCAUGUGUUGCCGUCUGAAGGGCCAAGAUGCAGUAACGAAAUUCAUGAUCGUCCUCAACAAUGCCAUGGAUGGUCAGGACACAGACAAGUUUCCGUUUUCGUUUUUUGACCGUCAGGGGAAGUUUGUGGAAGCUCUUCUGACAGCCAACAAGAGGACGGAUGCAGAUGAUUACAUCACAGGAGUGUUCUGUUUUCUACACACUGCAAGCCCAGAGUUAUUGCAGGCAUUAACUGUUCAACGAGCUACUGAGAAAGUAGCGUUUGCCAAACUCAAGGAGCUUGCGUACAUUCGACAGGAGAUUAAGAAUCCCUUGUAUGGAAUCAUGUUUACUCGAAAUUUGAUGGAGGACACAGAUUUGUCAGAAGAACAAAAACAGUUUAUGGACACUAGCGCAGUCUGUGAGCGGCAGUUGCGGAAAAUUUUGGAUGAUAUGGACCUUGAAAGUAUUGAAGACGGGUAUUUGGAGUUGGAGACAGCCGAGUUUGACAUGGGAUCUAUGAUGGACGCUGUGGUGAGUCAAGGAAUGAUAACAUCGAGGGAGAAAGGCCUUCAGUUAAUUCGUGAAACCCCUCGGGAGAUCAAAGGCAUGUGCUUAUUUGGGGACCAAGUUCGAUUACAACAAGUCCUCGCAGACUACUUGUUGAAUGCAGUGCGUUUCACCCCUUCUUCUGAGGGCUGGGUUGGCAUCAAAGUGGUCUCAACGAAGAAACGCCUAGUUGGUGGCUUCCACGUUGUGCAUUUAGAAUUCAGAGUCACACAUCCGGGAUCAGGACUUCCAGAGGAGCUUGUCUGUGAGAUGUUCGACCGGGGCCGUGGCAUGACUCAAGAAGGACUCGGGCUGAGUAUGUGUCGCAAGCUCGUAAAACUAAUGAACGGUGAAGUGAAAUACAUCAGAGACGCCGGCAAAAGCUAUUUCUUAGUCAACCUGGAGCUUCCAUUGGCCGGAAGAGACGAUUCUGGCAACGCGAGGUAGUAGUAGAGGUCUUCCUGGUGCCGACGAUCGCAAACUGUACACUGAUCGAUAACUCGCUUCUUUCCCCUACCGUUGUAAACGUAUCUGGGAGAGACUUAAUUUGGGGGGGGGGGGGGGGGUGAUCACGCGUCAUACAAACGAGGUGGAAACGCCGAGUCCUCGUUUCUCCCACUUCUGCACGAGAAGAAGAAGAAGAAGAAAAAACAAAAACAAAAAAAAAAAAAACACUUGUUGAUUGUACCGUCUUUCCUCGACGAUGAAACCACCUCGGGUCGUAGCUGAUCAACACUCAUAGCUGACACCGACGGAUCACUCAUGGCCAUCUCCAUAUGGGUGAAGAGCAAGACUUUCUCAGCUGAAUCAUGAAUCACGCCACUGUCGACAUAUAAUGCCAGUUCUCAAGCAUGGACACACACAGUUCCUUUCGGUGCAUGUCUCCAUGCAUCUGCUAGAUGAACAGCCGUUUUCCUUCUCCUUUUUUUCUUUUUUUUAUCCCGUGCUCCAGUCUCCGCGUGCACUGUGUACAAUCCAUUAGAAGCCAAGUGCUACAAGAGGCUAGUUGGACAGUCUUCCACUCAAGACACAACUCAAAAGUCAUGUGUAUACAUUGAAAGAUGCUCUCUCUCUCUCUCUCUCUCUCUCGCUCUAUUCAUUAAAAACCCAUUUACUGGUUUUUGAGCCGUUUUGCGAAGACUUUGCAAUGUUACGUUACAUAGUAAUCCAGAAGAAUGUCCAUGUGGGUGGAUCUGUUUGCCCUUC
Messenger RNA from Physcomitrium patens, 5144 nucleotides. Its product is annotated as phytochrome 1. The record is from RefSeq and is a predicted model, not a curated record. Lineage: Eukaryota; Viridiplantae; Streptophyta; Bryopsida; Funariales; Funariaceae. Gene Ontology annotation, molecular function: protein homodimerization activity; phosphorelay sensor kinase activity; photoreceptor activity. Gene Ontology annotation, biological process: protein-tetrapyrrole linkage; regulation of DNA-templated transcription; detection of visible light.